Messenger RNA from Salpingoeca rosetta, 2855 nucleotides. Its product is annotated as NAD+ kinase. Gene Ontology annotation, biological process: NAD+ metabolic process. The coding region runs from base 39 to 2510 and encodes 823 amino acids. Lineage: Eukaryota; Choanoflagellata; Craspedida; Salpingoecidae. The record is from RefSeq and is a predicted model, not a curated record. The transcript is spliced from 10 exons. Gene Ontology annotation, molecular function: NAD+ kinase activity; alpha-(1->3)-fucosyltransferase activity. Gene Ontology annotation, cellular component: membrane.
UGCAGGAAGGACAACAACGACGAACAACAACAACAGCAAUGCAGCAAGGUCGUGCUGUUGCGGGGUUGAGGUGGUGGCGAGCGAGGACGAACGCACCACCGACCAUCAUCCGCAAUACCCACCGCCGCCAAUUUGUUUCGCUGGCGCAGCGAAGCAAGCACCGUCAUUGGUGGCGGCGUCGCAUGAGCACUGGCAGUGAAGGAAAACGUGAUAGUGCCACAGCGCCGACUUCGGCAGCGACACAACCCGGAAACAAGCCGCCCAGGUUAUUCCGACCGCACUUCGUGGCCAGCAACGCACCGGCCGCGCAGGAGGCACUCAUGGCGCUCAAGCUGCGAUACAAGCAGCACGCCCUGCCAAUCCGUAAACAACCCGAAACAACAGGCAGCAGAAUCCCCGUUGUCGGCGCCAAGAACAACGGCAACAGCAACAGCAACGGCAACGGCAGAGACACUGGGGCUGCGCUGCCCAUCGGUGCUGCAGCCACCAGUGACGACGCAACCGCUGGCGAAGGCACGGCGGAUGUGGUCGUGGCCUUGGGCGGCGACGGCUUCCUGCUAUCGCAGCUGCACGGACACGCCAUGAGUGGACUGCCUGUCUUUGGCAUGAAUCGCGGCACCAUUGGAUUUCUCAUGAACGAGUACUUGGAGGAGAUGCUGAUGGAACGGCUGCACGCUGCUGUCUGCCGAACCAUUCACCCACUGCGUCUGCGCACCGUGGACGUGCACGGCCAAGUGACGCACUCGCUCGCCUUCAACGAGGUCUCUGUCUUCAGGCAGACGCGUCAAGCUGCACACGUGUGCGUGAGCAUCGACGGCACGGUGCGCAUCAACCCGCUCAUCAGCGAUGGUAUCCUGGUGGCCACACCGGCUGGCAGCACCGCAUACAACGCGUCGGCCGGCGGCAUCAUGCUCCCGCUCGAUUCCGGGCUGCUCACCCUCACCCCGAUCUGCGCCUUCCGGCCACGGCGACUUCGCGGCGGCGUGCUGCAUCGGCACGCCCGGGUCGCCAUCGAGAACCUGAGCCCAGCCAAGCGGCCCAUAUCGGCCACGGCAGACUUCCACGAGGUGCGGGACGUCGUGCACGUGGAGGUGGAGGAGGCACGCGACAUAUCCUUGCACCUCCUCUACGAUCCUGCACUCGAUAUCGAUGAGAAGGUCUGGCAUGAGCAAGCAGGCUCCCAGUACCUCAUUAAAGGGCCGUCGUGGGAGAAAGCGUGCCCUGACAUUGCACCACAAUGCAAGAUGGUCGAGUCUGCCAAAAGAGAGGGCCUGAAGCCAGAUGCUGUCAUCGGAUAUAACCCUGAUGCAUCCAUCACCAUCUUUGCAACGCGUGAAGCACUCCGGAAAACUCCACCGAGUGACAAGUUCACGUCUGUGGCGUCCUAUCAUCCAGAUGCUGACAUCGACAUCAGCUGGGGCCGCACCCUAAAGACGCCGACCGCCUGGUCCGUCAUGUCCAUCCUCGCAAAGUACCCAUACGAAAAGCGCACGUGCGACGGUAUCUGGGUUGUCUCCAAUAUGGCCAUCUCCAAGCGAAAUCACCUCGCCAAAGUGCUGUCGAACCACCUCAAGUGUGUGCGCGUCUUCAGCAACGGGUGCUCGAAACUUUCGCAUGACAUUGACUGUCGCCCUGGACUCCAGCGAGACCCAGAUGUGGAAUUCAAUGAAAUGGCCAAAUACAAGUUCUACUUUGCGUUUGAGAACGCGAGAUCUGACUAUUAUAUCACGGAGAAAGUGUGGCGCUCCCUGGCAAUCGGCAACAUUCCAAUUGUGUUUGGCGCUCCUCAAAGAAUGCUCCGCCAGAAGCUGCCUCCCAACUCGUUCAUCUCAACAGAUCAGUUUGAUUCAGAGGAGCAGCUUGCCGCCCAUGUCGCCAAGGUGGCGUCGAACAAGACACUGUUCGAAUCAUACCAUGCCUGGCGCAAACACUAUGCGGUGCAAUACUUUCGGUUUGACAUUCCGCCGGCGCUGAAUGCGGAGGGCCAAUAUCCAAAGUUUGGCCCACCCCACCUCGGCUGCCGCCUCUGCAGAUAUGUGGUCGAUAACCACGACAAGCACUUGCCCAAGCUGAGCGGGAGCGAAAUUGCAGCAAAGGUCGGCGAUGUGCUCAUCGACUACUUCAACAACCAGCAAGGCCACACGCCGCACCGCCCGGGCAGCGUGGUGCACGAGCCGCACAUAUCCACGUCACCAGCGCCGUCUGCGACUGGGCAGGCGGGUGGCGGUGGUCUUGACGGCGAGCACGAGGACAAUGGACGGAGCCAGGGCCACGACAGUACAGCAGCAACAGCAACAGAUGGUGAUAAUGAUGAGGAUGGUGGGAGAGAUGGGCCCGGCAGCUGCAGUGGCGGUGCGUGUGGGGCGUUGAGAGAGGAGAUGGAGGCCGAGUUGUCGCGGAUGCGAGAUCUUGUGUCGCUGCAUGCGCUUAAGAUCAACCAGCUGGAGCUGCAAAUCAUGCAACUCAAACAACACAAGCAGCAGCAGGAAGAUGGGAAAGCUGGCGUGUGACGUGCUGCUGUGACGUGUUGAGGGGAGGGGGGGGGUUCACAGUUUACGUUAUGUUGCAUAAGGCAUGAACAGCAGCUUGAACUCUUUGAACUGCGUGUCGUCGAUUCCUUGCUUCUUGUGAACUUGCAAUGCUUGCCCCGUUCAGCACAUUCUGCCCGGCAUGAACCAGUCAUUGUCUCUGCCAAUUGCACACAUCAAACCUUGCAUGGUACAUGCGUUAUCUUCUCUCCGGCUGCUACUCGCUUGCUUGCUUGCAUGCAUGCAUGUUUGCUUCUUACUCGCUUGCUUGGUCGGUCGUUACACUGUUUGUCGUGGCGGCUGAGGUGGAUUGGAUUUGCAGCAAUC